GGUCAGGAGCGCAGAUGAACCUUACGAACGAUCGGCAGAAUCACAGCGGCGGUGAAGAGGAGGGCAACGAGAUCUCCACCCCUGGACGAGACCUAUGCAUGUCACAAGAAACCGCCGUAGACGCAUGAAGUGGAAGACAAGUGGCUGCGGCCUGACUGCCCUGUUGAUCGGCACUCAUUGGAAGCGUUCUUGUUGGUAAGCAUCUACUUCGGCACGGAGAGGUGCUCCCACAAGUCGCCGUAGUCGUAUAAAAGGGGAGCCGUCCGUGCGUCCAGUUCAGACCACCGGUGUCUUCAGCGACCGUACUCACCAUGGACAAGCUCCUUCUUGUGCUAUGCGCUCUCACCUGCUUUGGACCCGUCGUUGGUGCACCCGUCGGCGAUUCGUCUUCGCCUGCGGCAGACGUCGUACUAUCCGCUGCGGAACCGAGCGCGACAGUGCGCCUCGCGAGCGACAAUGCGAAUAACGUCUUGUGGAGCACCACGUCUGGUGGCGACCCUCAGCCGAUACGCGGCUCCCUCGGGGCGACCAUUCUGGCACAGCAGAACGUCGACCUUGAUAGACAGAACCCGGAUGCUCUCGCGCCACCCACGACCGAUCAUGGCACUAUCCCGAACAUCAAGUGGCCUUUCAGCUUGAGCCCCAAUCGCCUACAAACUGGAGGAUGGGCUCGUCAGCAGAAUGUUCAACAGAUGCCCAUCGCAAAAUCCAUGGCUGGCGUCGAUAUGCGCCUCGAGGCGGGAGCAAUCCGCGAGCUUCAUUGGCAUAAAACGUCCGAGUGGGCCUAUGUCAUGAAUGGUCAUAUGCAGGUGACAGCCGUAGAUCAGCUGGGUCGCAACUUCGUGGGAAACGUAGGACCGGGUGAUCUGUGGUUUUUCCCUCCUGGCAUCCCUCACAGUUUGCAAGCUACGAAUGAGACCGACGAAGGAGCUGAAUUUCUGCUAGUUUUCGAUAAUGGCGAAUUCAGCGACGACUCAACUUUCUUGUUGACUGAGUGGAUGGCGCACACGCCCAAGGAUAUUAUUGCGAAAAACUUCGGAACAAGUAUGCAAGCCUUUGAUCGGAUCCCGGGCGAGCAGCUGUACAUCUUUCCUGGUAUUCCUCCUUCGCCCGAUGCAUCGGCUGUAGAAGAUCCUCAGGGACAGGUUCCACAGUCUUUCACAUAUAAACUCUCUGACGUCACUCCGACGCAAUUGGCCGGAGGAACUGUGAGAUAUGCCGACUCGAGGACCUUUACAGUAGCUACUACGACUGCUGUAGCUGAGCUGACCGUUGAGCCCGGAGGAAUGAGGGAGCUGCAUUGGCAUCCGACACAGGACGAGUGGAUGUACAUUAUCUCAGGGACUGCGCGCGUCACAGAGUUCGCCGCUAGUGCUACUGCUCAGACGUAUGAUUUCUCGGCGGGAGACAUAGGUUUCGUUCCUGCUACAUAUGGACACUACGUCGAGAACAUCGGAAAUAGUACCUUGCAUUACCUUGAGAUAUUCAACACUGAUAUAAUCCAGGACAUCAGUCUUAACCAGUGGCUCGCUCUCACUCCACCGGAGCUGGUAAAGGAACAUCUCCAACUGUCUGAUGAAACUAUCGCCAAGUUGAGCAAGGUCAAGCCGGUCGUAGUCGGGCCCAAUUCCGUCUGAUUUUGUCGCUAAAUCGACGGAGACCUGUGAUGUCCACCAAUGUAGCUAAGAGUUCAGAGCCUUACUUAUGAAGCAUGUACAUUUGUGUAAACGAUACAGACUGUCAUAACGUUGCUAUGAGUUAGUGAGCGAGGAUCGAUUUGAACAGCGAGUUGACGGAAGCAG
Messenger RNA from Laetiporus sulphureus 93-53, 1802 nucleotides. RefSeq names its product oxalate decarboxylase. Lineage: Eukaryota; Fungi; Basidiomycota; Agaricomycetes; Polyporales; Laetiporaceae. The coding region runs from base 312 to 1637 and encodes 441 amino acids. The record is from RefSeq and is a predicted model, not a curated record. The transcript has 18 exons. Gene Ontology annotation, biological process: oxalate metabolic process.